UAACAAAUAAUAUAAUUUAGAGAAUAAUUUAUUAUUAAAAAUUGUCUUUUUUUGCUGUUACAUCAAUUACGAUGGUUGUAACGAAAGAUGUGAAAUUGCCCGAGUUCUCAGAGCUAAAUGUGGACGAGUGCAAUAUAUCAACUGCUACGUUGAUGUCUGCAGCGCCCUAUGUUGGUAAACAUUGCGAGAGUGUCAACAACGAGUUUAUGUUGUGUAGAUACGAGUUGAACGACCCUCGUGCCUGUAUCGAAAUCGGGAAAAAAGUCACCGCAUGCACAUUGCAGCUGUUCAGACAGAUCAAAGACAACUGCAAGUUAGAGUUUAAUCAGUACGCCAACUGCAUUGAUAAAAGUUCAGGUAACUACACAUACAACAACUGUCGAAAGACUCAAGCUGUUUUUGACACAUGCAUGGACCAGAAACUAUGUAUGCAACGUCCUGGAUUUGGAUACUUUUGUCGCGCAAGAAUUCAUCAAACUUCAAGGCCCGCUCCUACGCCUGAGAAAUGUCCUUGUGAACCUAGAGUUCCUGAUCCAACCCCAUCGUUGCCAGACUGCAAGCCACGGCCUCCUUCCCGUUUUGGCAAUCGCUUGUUUUGGACCACGGAAUAAUUUUAUACUUUAAAAAUCUUGUGGAAUAACGUUGGAAUAGUUACCUUAUGUUCUUUGACGCUCUGCAAUUUAAAAGUUGCUCUCAGUUAAAGUGUGAUAUAACUUUAUUUGUUUAUUUGUAAGGUCCUUAGUGUCUCAAAGUGGUGGAUGUCCUACGUCCGCUGCUGGAUAUGUUUUCCAGACUAUCAUCUUGUGCCAAUCCUACUUUAAAGUUUCAAAAGUAAAAUAAACCUACAUACCAUGAAUUUCGCUAUUUACAUCAUUAUGU
This is a messenger RNA of Pararge aegeria (speckled wood butterfly), 879 nucleotides long. Its product is annotated as NADH dehydrogenase [ubiquinone] 1 alpha subcomplex subunit 8-like. The coding region runs from base 72 to 611 and encodes 179 amino acids. The transcript is spliced from 2 exons. Lineage: Eukaryota; Metazoa; Arthropoda; Insecta; Lepidoptera; Nymphalidae. The record is from RefSeq and is a predicted model, not a curated record. Gene Ontology annotation, biological process: mitochondrial electron transport, NADH to ubiquinone.